This is a messenger RNA of Ostrinia nubilalis (European corn borer), 2254 nucleotides long. It is a transcript of the gene barr, whose product is annotated as condensin complex subunit 2. The transcript is spliced from 12 exons. The record is from RefSeq and is a predicted model, not a curated record. Bases 119 to 2215 code for a protein of 698 amino acids. Gene Ontology annotation, cellular component: condensin complex. Lineage: Eukaryota; Metazoa; Arthropoda; Insecta; Lepidoptera; Crambidae. Gene Ontology annotation, biological process: mitotic chromosome condensation. Gene Ontology annotation, molecular function: chromatin binding.
GUCGUUUGAAUUUCAAUUUCAUCGAAAAUAUUAUUUUUCAUUUCAUAUUAUCUACAAACGAAUUCAUUUAAAAGUGCAAGUGUUAAUACACUGUACAGUUUUGUAUAUCAAUGUUACAAUGGUGUUGGAGACUCCAAUAAGUUCGCGAGCUGGAUUCCCAAGACUCAGCAGCAGUGGCGGGAGCGCCAACAGUUCUAUCCGACGACGGAGUCUCAUACCGCAGAGCCGUGUAGCAGCAAGAGUUGAGGAUCAAAACGAUGAUGAUGCUGAGCGUUCAUCCCUGGUGGCAUCGGAGCGGGCGGUGGCGACGUCCACACCGCAGGCAUCUCCCCGGCGUGGACGGGACACCAUGUCCUCGUCUCCACAGAAGGAACACUUCCAGGGAUGCCUCAAGCUGUAUGCGGAGAAUAAAAUAAACAAAGACAAUGCAUGGAAUCUACAACUGAUAGACUUUAUGACUUCGAUGUUACGACGGCAUGACUCCCGCAUGGAAAACCUUCAGACAGCUUCCACGGUAGUGGACGCUUCGGCGAGGAUCUACUCUUUUAGGGUAGACGCUGUGCACUACGAUGUGCUGAAAAUGGCUGGUGGAUUGAGCAAAGCUGCUCAGACAAAAAGAGGUAAAAAAGACGACGACGGACUCACGCAAGACGAAGGUGCGGUGGAUGGCGACUCCGCUCCCGCCAAGAAGCAGAAGAAAAAGAGAUCUAAAGGCGCCAUCGCUGCCAACCCUGAGGUGUUCAAUGGAGAUUUUGAUUCUAACGAUUGUAUAGAUCCAUUUUUCGAGAGGCUUGCUGCAACGACGGGCGAUGUGACGUCAUCGAAUCGAGCAUUCAAUGCUUCUUUACCAAUUCAUGACAAAACAUUGGCUUUAAUUUUGAGAACUGACCUAAAUUUCCUGGAGUCAAUCAAAGAGAAUGUCCCAGAAGAAAUGGAAUUGACAGAGCGAAUCUCUCUAGCUAUGAAGCUGCUGCCAGCAUUUACUGAGAAUGAUCAGAUAUGCGAGCCUUUUACUGGCUUCUCAAUAAGCAACUGGGACCCUGAUAGUGAAGAUGUUGACCGUGUAACCAACUGGGUGGAGGAGAACCGAUUGAACUUGUCGCAACAAGCGCUCGCGUUUGAUGUGAAUGCCGAGGUGGAGCCUAUACCACAAGAUGAAGCUCACAAUGACUUGUAUGACGACGAGCCCCUCGGCGGCAUCGACAGCGAAGAGGAAGCCGAGGCAGCGUUAGCCGCGUGCGCACCGCGAGUGGCCGCCUGCCCGCCCGCGCGGCUGACAGACAUGCGGCCCGGCGCGCCGCACGACUCGCGGCUCGAGUACUCCUACUGCGGCUCCAUCGUGGCCGCCUGGGCCGGGCCCGCGCACUGGCGCCUGCGCAACAACAGAGCAUCAAAACAAUCCGAGCGGACCCAGUCCACCGGCGGCCGACUAACAGUAGAAGGCAAGAAGCCUCCGCGGACGAAACGUCAACUAGACUUCCAGAACGCCGGCCUAGCGUUCGACUGCCGAGGGACUCCCGUAGGCGAGUACGAGCCCGCUCAGCCGGCCAAGAUCAUGAUCAGCAGGAAGACGUUGGCUACGGGGCACACGUGGAACGAGACUAACUUCAAGACGCCUAUUGACAGAGGCCUAGACGAAUCCCACUUCCGCAAGCUAUUCCUGCGCCGCAACGUGAUGCUUCUCCGCAAGCGAGACCUGGAGCGGAGCAAGCAGCCGGAGCCCGAGCCCUGUGUGGAGGAGGCGCGCGACUACGACUACGACAACGAGAACGACGCCUCGUACUGCCCCAACAACGUGCCUGAUGGUGAUGACUGGGGCAACGAAGACGCGACAGCUGCGGGCGAUUUACACGAGCAAGUAAAGGCGGCCGAGCCCGAAGAACUUGGUGAUAUGCUGGAACCACCGACUAAGGUGGCGAAAAUCUUCAUACCAUACGCGAUGCGAGCGAAGAAAGUUGACAUGAAACAACUAAAGCAAUGCACAUGGAAAAUGCUGACAGAGAAGACUCCAGAAGGCGAUAUAGAAGAUGUUUCUCCAUCUACAUUCUUCUCCAUAUACACGCGGCUACCUAACAAACUGUCCAGUCAUAUGAGAGAGUCGCUCAGUGUGCCACUAGCCUUACUGUCAGUGCUGCAUUUAGCAAAUGAGAAGGGACUCAUCUUGGAGAAGAAAGACGACUUGAAAGAUAUUGGCAUUGUCGGACUUAUAAAAUAAGUAAUCAAGUUCUACAACACCACUAUACAUUCAAUGUGA